AUAUCAUUGGGCUCGAUAUCAGUAUCAUGGCAUCUCUAUUUUGAUCAACCCUGGUCGCACUGCUACCGCCCAUAAUACAACAGCAACGGCGACUACCUGCUGUCACCUACAUCCACCUGCUACCAUGGCCAUGAGCCCCAACUUCCCCAAUCGCCUGUCAACGGAACGGCUGCUGCAGCAGGUAUGCAGCCAAUGCACCAGCCCUCGUCACUCCGUGUCUGUUUUUGGAACCGUGGAGGAAGAGAGCCGGCACAUUUUCGUACUGUACCAGUUUGUACACUGUGUCGUUGGAGCAAGCCUACAGUGGACAGACCUUCCAGAACAUCAACGGAAGCCAGCGACAUUGGGCAGCAUAUGGGAAUAGCGGGCAGCUGCACCACGGAAGAAAACGAUGAAUCGCUCUCCCCGGAGAUAGGCUUCGAGAACCCGAGACAUAGACUUCACUACGAAACACCAAGAUCUGAGCUGACUUUGCACGCUUCAACUCCAUCCUCUGUUCUUUGGUGUUCAACAGCAGUCUAUGUCACUGUUUCUGGCCCGUGAAAAACUGCCUUCAUACGUUGCUGGACUUGCCAAUAUGCUUCUCUUUUGACUAACCCAUAUGUCCCUCUCAUCUAGGUAAAUAAUCACGAGUUCAACUCACACGCGGCCAUCCAGACCAUCAUGAGACGCAUGUUCCGAGUCUCAGUCACUGACAAGCUGUCUGAAUGAGACCAAUGGAUUAUAGACACGGACCUGGCCUCAUGAGGAGAGGCCUUCCCCCGAAUGACCUGACUGGACAGAUAUACGCCGUUAUGCGAUGAGGGGAGAUGACGAUACCGGGGUUAACAACGCUGUGUUCACAUCCCCUUCUCCUUCUUAUUAGCUGCUCGGCACACGGCAGACGCCACCUUCUUCCACCUGCCCUCUGGAGAGUGAUGAGACGGGCCCUCGGGCGAGGAACAGAGUCGGGCACUUUACUUCACACGACAUUUCGGCGCGCAAAACGGGAGUGCACAGGUCGGCGUGGUUUGGGGGCCGACUGGAUCGAGCCGAUGCCAGCGUUGCAAGGCUUGGUGAUAGGAUCUAGAGGCCGUUGAUAACAGGUUGGAUAGAGUCGUAUCCGAAAAUCACCUGUCGAGGACCAAAGCCUUCAACACACUCUCAUGUUAUCUUGAACAUUAUUAGUUUCAGCUAUAAAUGCCGCAAGCCAUACGAGAUGAUCUGGCUCUCAGCUGGCUAGAUCCAUGUAGAACAUAAAUGGACAUCGACUCCCAGUUGCACUCUGAUAGCUGGCACUAUAUAUUGCCUGAGACCCGUCCAGUUUCCUUCCGAACCGUCCUUCUGUGUUCAUUCCUCUCAUCAUCUCGAUAUCUUUCAGACCUUGCCAAUCUGUUACUCACCCACACUCAUCCUCAUCCCAAACACCAGAUUUCAGAAAGCACUCGAGAUUCGGAGAAUAUUCUGCCUCUUUGACAAGAUGGAAAGGUAUGUCCCUGCCUAGCUGUAACACAGCAACCAGAUCAAGCAAAGAUGAUGCAUGGUUGGAUUGUUCUCGAAUGUUGGCUUGGGAGAUGAGGCUUGACAGCUGCAAAAGAUGCGAUCCAAGGCCGGUUGGCGGACGUGGCAGCCGUGGCAGCCGCAAGUGGUGCGGGGCAUGGGGCGGCGGAUGGUGUGGCUUGAGAGCAACCUGGAAGACUGGCCCACCUCGGCGCCGGGGGUUCGAUGGCGCUACCAGGCCAAUCCCCUUGCUCAAACAUUUUUUUGGUGAAGCUCGAUUGGAGAAAGUGUUGAAUGUCCACCUGGCUCCAGCUUGCUCCAGACCGCGAGACCCCAUUUGUGAGCAACUUCAUCGAUUGCUUGUCUGGCCUUUUCUCUGUACUGCCCUCCACACGGCCGUCGCACUGCUCGUUCCCUCCCGCCCUCCUAUAUAGCCGCUGAACAGCAAUUGCGUCAAUUCCCUGCGCAUGAUGCUCUAAACCCCCAUCAUCAUCAUCGCCCGCCGUUUUAAUAUUCGUUUCCGCUGUUUUCCCCUGCCUGCCGCAGACCAACACACACCGUCAUCACGACCUCUUUCUACGACAGUCUUUCUCCGUGAGAGCGGCUGUUACUGAUUGGGCUUGUCGACCCUCGCUGGCUACAGGUUUUUUAAUAGCUCUUUUCUCCAACGAUCUGUCCGUUAAUCCAGGCACUCCGCCAGGCUCUUCACUUGUCUUCACGACAAGCUUCUCCCGUCUUACGUUACGCAUCUCGAUAUCUAUUCCCCAACCAUGGCCGAUAACGUUCCCGCUGAGCCCUCAGCUGCUAGCCAGCUCUUGCAACAGCAUGCCACGCACCACGUAACGGUCGAGGAUGUUGUAGACGAAGAGCUCCCACCCAAGUCUGCUGCCAGCACCGAGGCUACCACCACGGAGUCUGCCCCCCCAGCAGCCGCACCAAAUCCUGCGAAGGCCAACAUUGCUACCCAGUCCCGUGAGCUUUUCCCAGAACUCGGGACUGCACCCGCUCCUGUUGCCCGUCCCACCGGUAUCUGGGCCAAGAGAACCGGUGCCAAUGGCACAAGCGAAAGCAAUGGCACUCCUACAACAUCCGCACCUCCCUCCGGUGCAACGACUCCUACUCCCCCGGCUGUCAGGGGCCCUGCGAAUAUCUCGAUCCCAGGCCGCAAUGUUGAGUACACACUUUUGGAACCUCAACACGUGCUUCCUCGUGCCCAGCUGAAGAAACCCCUGCCAGACAUCGCCAAGGACUUUAACCGUAGGUCGCGGGCACCUAUCAAGGUCAGCACCAUGGCGGAUGGCAAGGUCAGGGUUGAGGCUACUGGCGCCCAGGAUAUUGCGACCCAGGCUCUGAAGGACUUCAUCAACCAGAUCGGCACUAAGCUUUCCAUCAAGGUGUCGAUUCCCCGUUCUACCAGGGCCCAUGUCAUCGGCAAGGGCGGUUCCACCAUCAAGGCCCUGCAGGAGAAGACUGGCGCCCGGAUCCAGAUGCCUAGGGUAGAGGAUGCUCCUGCGGCCGCUGAGGAUGAGGACGAUGACAGCACGAUCGAUGUUUUGAUCGAGGGCAACUCCCAGCAGGCUGCUGCAGCCCGUAACGCCAUUUUGAAGAUUGCUGGUGAACGGGCUGCCAACGUCAACACACGCCUCAAGGGCAUCCCUGCCGAGUUCUUUCCCUUCAUUGCCAAGAACGGCCUGAUCAGCAGCCUGGAACAGGGUAGAGAUCUUCAGGUCCAGGUGCCUUCGCACCCCGUCCGGGUGCCUCACCCGCCAGAGGCGCCUCAGGGUGGGCAGCCUCCCGUCUUCUAUCCCGCUGUUGACAACUUCAUCCAGCUCACUGGUGAGCGCGAUGCUGUCAGGGCUGCCAAGGAGCAGAUUGAAAGACGUGCCGAGGAGCUCCGCCAGCAACUCGCCGUCGACCAGUUCUCUCUCAACAAGGGACGUCAUCAGUUCAUUGUUGGCGAUAAGGGCAUUCCUCAGGAUCAGUUCUUCGACCAGACCGGAUGCAUUGUUGUCUUGCCCGCCGACGAUGAGGACGAGACCGUCACCAUUAUCGGGCCUUCUGACAAGAUCACUCCCGCCUCCGACGUGGCUAUGGAUCUCGCUAUGAACAUGCAGAGCUCCAACCUUGAUAUCACUCGUUACUUCCGCCAGGUUCCUUCUGCUGCUGCCCAUGCCCGCAACGUCACCCGCUAUCUCCGCGAGAGAAAAGAGAUUGAGCGUCUGGAGAAGCUACACCAUGUGCACUUCAACACUCCUUUCAAUGCCAACGGCGCUCUUCCUUGGGAGCUCUAUGCCCGUGAUGGCAAGAAUGCUAUCCGGGCUUCCAACGAAGUCAAGGGCAUCGUCGAGGGCCACCCUCCAGCCCGCAUUGCGACGGCUGCGGUCGACCCCUUCUUCCACGCCUACCUGCAGAAGGAGGCUAGACCCAAGGUUAGACAAGAUUAUGGUGUCCACCUUGUGAUCCCCCAAGGCUCUGAGGCCGACUCCCCUCUUCUUCUUGUCUACGAGGGCCGCACAAGCCCUGAUUCCUACGAGAUUCCUCGCGCUCAGCCCAGCCAGGCCGAUCUGCUCGAAAUGCAAAAGUGGCUCAGCGAGGCCCAAGCCUAUAUCACUGGCUUGAUCGCCAAGCAGGAUCCCUUGACUGCCGCUACCAUGGAAGUUCCCACCAAGUUCCAUGAGAAGUUGCGCAGAUUCAUCAAGAAGGAGCAGGAGAGUCGCCCCGAGAACCAGAUCCCUGUGCGCGUGUCGAACACUGGGUCGAUCAUCAACUUCCGAGGUCCUAGCUCUGCCGUGGAGUCGCUUGUGGCUAAGUGCCAGGCCUUCAUUGAGCAGGAGAAGGAGGACGAGAAGGAGCGCGGGUUCAUCUUGGAGUUUGAAUUCCCCCAGAAGUUUGCCAACCACCUCAUUGGCAAGGGUGGAAGCAAUAUUCGGGAACUCCGCGACAAGUUCGACGUUGAUAUCCAGGUCAAUGACGGGAAGGUUCAGCUCAAGGGUCCCAAGGCCAAGGCCGAGGCCGCCAGAGCUCAUAUCUCUGCUCUCGGCCGUCAGCUCCAGGACGAGGCUACUCACGUUUUGAAGAUCGAGCCCAAGUUCCACCGUGAGCUUAUCGGCGCCCAGGGCGCCCAGAUCAACCGUCUCCAGACCCGCUACAAGGUCAUCAUUAACUUCCCUCGCACUGCUAAACCUGCCAAGGACGACGAAUCCGUUGCGGAUUCGAGCGAUGCCGGGAAGCACCGUCGUCAACAGGCCCCUGAUGAGGUCAUCGUUAGAGGUCCCAAGCGCGGAGCUGAUGAGGCCCGUGAUGAGAUUCUCUCGCUGUUACAGUAUCUCAAGGAUACCUCCUUCACCGACUCUAUCACUUUCCAGCAGAAGCAGCUUCCUUCCUUGAUUGGAUCUGGAGGUGCUGUGUUGGAGCAGCUUCGCCAGUCCAGUGGUGCCAGGAUUGACAUCCCCAGCGCCAAGGAAGAUGCUGACGCUGAGGUUGAGAUCCAGAUCAAGGGUACCAAGGCCCAGGUUGCUGCUGCCAAGAAGGCUCUUCAGGAGAAGAAGGCCGUGUUUGAUGACACUGUAGUCAAGACCAUCGAUGUUGAUCGCAAGUACCACAAAGCUCUUAUCGGGACUGGCGGUGCCAAUCUGCGGGACAUCGUCGUCAAGGCUGGCGGUUCCGAUGACCGCCGCGAGCUUGCCCGCGCCAUUCAAUUCCCCAAGCAGGAUACUGACGGAAACACUAUCAAGGUCGAGGGCCGCACCGAGGUUGUCGACAAGAUCAUUGCGCAGAUCCAGGCUAUUGUGUCGGAGCGCGAGAGCCAGAUUACCGAGGUUCUCGAGGUGCCUGUUGAGAAGCACAGAUCUUUGAUUGGCCGCGGCGGUGACAUCAAGCGCGGUCUUGAGAACCGAUUCAAGGUCUCGAUUGAUAUUCCUCGCCAGGGAAGCGGUCAGACUGGUGUCAAGAUUGCCGGCCAGGCUCCCGAUGUUGAGAAGGCCAAGGCUCACAUCGAGUCUCUGGUCAAGGAGCAGCAGGGCGAGACUGUGCAGGUUCCUCGUGCUCUCCACCACGCCGUCUCAAACAAUGGUCAAAUCUUCCGCAAGUUCAGAAACGAUUUCGGUGUUACUGUCGACCAUGCUGGCCAGGCCGUCCCACCCAGACCUGCGGCUCCAGAUGCCCGCUCCAACGGUGCUCUUCCUUUGAUCACUGACGACGAGGAAACCACUGCCGAUGCUCACUCCUGGAAGGUUGUCGAAAGCGGAUCGUCGUCCGAGGAGGGUGAAAUUCCAUGGGUCCUUCGCGGCUCCCCUGAAAGCAUCGAGAAGGCCAAGAAGGCCAUCGAGGCUGCGCUGGAACAGGCCAAGAAGCAGGAUGCCACAGGCUACUUGAUCCUGCCUGAUCCCCGCACGUACCGCUUCGUUAUUGGUCAGGGCGGCAGCAAGGUCAACUCCAUCCGCAAGCAGAGCGGUUGCAAGAUCACCGUUCCCCGUGACCAAGCUAAGGGUGAGGCCAUCGAGGUUGUUGGCAGCAAGGAGGGUGUUGAGAAGGCCAAGGAUUUGAUUCUGGCUGCCGUUAAGGAAGGUAUUGCCAGCAGAUCUGCGCCUAGGGAGCAGUAAAUUGUUUUCUUUGAUGGUCACUAAUGAUUUGGGAGACAAACGGUAGUUACGAAAAGUUGCUGAACUGGGGGCGUGGGGGCGAAGGGGCUAUUAAGGAAAGUUGAAGAAGGCGAAAAUGGGGAAUAUUCGCUCGAUAAUAUCUUGAUGUGUUUGCCUUUUUUUUUUAUCAUGUUGAAAAAUUACGGCACUUGGGCGGAUGGUAUGCCUGAUGCUAUUCCGGAGGGGGGUUGAUGUGUCGUAUAAAUAUUUUUAGCUAUGUCAUGAAUAUUGUUUUUGUAUGUUUAAAAGAAGCAAAUUGGGGUUGGCUGGUAUGAUAGGGUGGAUGAGGUUGUGUACAUCAUUUAGGAAUCCAUACUCUUCCGCUUAUGUCGUUUCCACGUUCAAUUUUGUGUGCUGAUGUCUCCAAACUUUCCAUCUGUUCUGGUAUAUUUAACUACAUAGGGAACAGAAAAUCUCAACAUAGUCGGUUCCUACA
Molecule: messenger RNA, 6555 nt
Organism: Podospora pseudocomata
Lineage: Eukaryota; Fungi; Ascomycota; Sordariomycetes; Sordariales; Podosporaceae
Exons: 5
Coding region: 2250-6080 (1276 amino acids)
Cellular component (GO): nucleus; cytoplasm
Molecular function (GO): mRNA binding
Source: RefSeq, a predicted model, not a curated record